CCAAUGGUUGUGGCAGAUGAAUCGCUGGUUUUGAAUACAGUGAAAUCUCAGGUACGCAGACAGCCUUAUUAUAGAACUCAAUGGUUUCAGCCUUAGAUUAGAACAACGGCCACGUGUACGUUUAUGGGAGGUUAUAUAUUGACUUAUUAAUAUAUUGGCAAACACCUCUGGUAAAAACCCAAAUACAUUUUCCGGUUUCGAGAGGUGUUGUAGUGGUAAAAUUACAACAUUUAUUUAUUUUUUUUGCACAUUGCGCGGCUUAGGCCCGGUUCAAACGUCGCAUUUUACAUGCGCCGAAUCAAAUCUGAGAUUUAGUCGACUAAAAUAGUUUUAUGCGUAGUUUGAUUCAGACGUCGAAUUUAAUAGUCGCAUUUAUUAUAGUUAUGCUUCCACUUUUUCAUAGUUUAUUCAUUUUCUUGUACUAAUUUCCUAAAAUGGCGAACAGAAAAAUGUUGAGUUUAUGCAUUUCAAAUAUGAUUCGUGUUAAUAGGAAAAGACGAAUAUUGAUGCAUGUUACAGCAAAUAAACUAUUGUAAACGAGACGGCAGCUUCUGCAAAUUUCCCAUGUUUUUCUACCGUUAAUUGGUCAAAAAAAGCCUUCAUACGUAGCCCUCCUUAUCGAUCAUGUCGAAGACAAGAUAGAAAUUCCGGCUGGUGGAAGAAAGUUUGGAGUAUUUAUUCUGAUCUUGGAUUCAAAAAAACAUUUCGUGUAUCUCGAGGAAACUUUCCUUGUACAUAUAAAUUUUUUGCACUUUAAACAAGUAUAUUUUGUUAAACUUGUGCACGAAAUACAAGGGCCAUUACCAACACUCGCCGCCGCCAUGUUUUUACAACUUUGCGCAUGGCAUUUAGCAUGGAAAUAAUUGAUUUUUGCUUAGAAAUAUCUUAAAAUAAAUUAUGCAUUAAAUUCGGCUCAUGUAAAAUGCGACGUUUGAAUCAACAUCGAAUUUCCGUCGAAUAUUCGACUAACUCAGUCGAAUAUGAGACUAAAGUCGCAUUAAAUUAAAAUCCGUCGAAUUUAAUUGAUUCAAACGUCGCAUUUUACAUGCACAUAAUUCUCGCAUUUGAUUCGGCGCAUGUAAAAUGCGACGUUUGAACUGGGCCUUAUGUUGUCCCUAAUUAGCCCUUGCUAUCUUUCUUCACGUGCUUGUCGUGAACCAAUGAAAAACAAGCACAACUAUCACAUUGCCAAGCUCGAGCCAGUGUUGUACUUCACUGACUUACGUUAGCCAUUAAAGUUGACGAGCAAGGUUAGCAUGAAAUGCAGGCAAAUCUUGCACGUGGCUCUGUUUUUUUUGGAUUCACUCGUGAAAUUAACACGGCCAAGUUUAAAAUUUGACGCCAUUGCAUUGCUUUUUAUUUUUUGAAUUGCUGAACGGAUACCGUUUUUAACGUUUAAAACGAAGCACAAGUGACAAAAUGUCUGACGAUUGGGAAGAGGAAUGCAACGUGUCUACUUUUGACAGCAAGCCAUUCGAAGGCAAUGGUUUUGAUAGUGGAUUUGGAGGUGGAUUUGAGGACAAUCCUACCAGUGGCUUUGCUGAAAGCGGAUUUGGGAGAGGAAGACGUGAAUUUGGGGGUGAUAGAUUCGACCAAAACUCAGACAGUGGCUUUGGUGGAAAGAGACGUGGUGGCUUUGGUGAUAGCACCAAUGACAAUGGUGAUGAAGGUGGUUUUCACAGUCGUAGAGGUCGUGGAAGGGGUGGUAGAGGUAGAUUUGACCAUCGUCAUGAUGAUUAUGCAGAGAAUGAUGAAGAUGGUGGCUUUGGUGGGAACAAUAGAGGACGUGGUAGGGGUCGUGGGAGAGGACAUGGUUUUUUUGGUGAUAGAGAUGGGGAAGAUACUGGGGGACGUGGGGGUGGUUUCCGCGGUCGAAGAAGUAGUGAUCGUGAUGACAGAGAUGAUAAUUUUGGUGAAGGUGGUGAAGAAGGAGAAGAAAAACCCCAAAGAGUAACAUAUAUUCCUCCUGCACCUCCUGAAGAUGAGGAAGAGAUUUUCACGACCAUACAACAAGGAAUAAACUUUGAUAAUUAUGAUAACAUAGCUGUGGAAGUUACUGGAAGGGAUCCAGUUAAGCCUAUCAAUAGUUUUGAUGAGGCAGCUCUUUACGAGACUUUUAAAUCAAAUGUUAAAAAGGCUAAAUAUGUGAAACCUACUCCAGUACAAAAGUACUCUAUACCUGCUAUCUUAGCUGGACGAGAUGUAAUGGCUUGUGCUCAAACAGGAUCUGGAAAAACUGCUGCUUUUAUUUUACCUGUAAUGACUGGUAUGAUGAAUAAUGGAUUAACAGGGAGUCAGAUGAGCAUGAUACAAGCUCCGCAGGCCAUAGUUAUUGCCCCAACUAGAGAACUUGCUAAUCAGAUAUUUUACGAAGCUUACAAAUUUGCUCGUGGCACAAUGUUGAAGCCCUGUGUCUGUUAUGGUGGUGUAUCCGUUGGUCAUCAACUCUCAAAGAUUGAAGCUGGUUGUCAUUUACUUGUUGCAACCCCUGGGCGAUUGAUGGAUUUCAUUGGUCGGAGAAAGAUUUCCCUGGAAGGUCUGAAGUAUUUGAUUCUCGACGAAGCAGACAGGAUGUUAGACAUGGGUUUUGAACCAGUUAUUCGCGAGCUUGCGUCAAACCCGAACUUUCCCGCUAAAACUGAACGACAGACACUUAUGUUCAGCGCAACGUUUCCAGAGGAAAUACAAAGACUUGCUGGUGAAUUUUUAAAUGAUUAUCUUUUUCUUACUGUUGGUCGAGUUGGUAGUGCUACUGCCGACAUUGAACAGAAUAUUUGUCAAGUUUCUGAAUUCGAGAAACGCGAUAAGUUAGUCGAAAUACUUAAUGAUGCUGGCAGUGACAGAAUCCUUGUCUUUGUGGAAACGAAAAGGAUGGCGGAUUUCUUGGCAAGCUAUCUUUCGCAAACUGGUUUUCCCACCACCAGUAUUCACGGAGACAGGCAACAAAGAGAAAGAGAGGAAGCCUUAUAUGACUUUAAGAAAGGACGUACUCCAGUUAUGGUAGCGACGUCAGUUGCUGCACGUGGUCUUGAUAUACAAGAUGUAAAACAUGUGAUCAACUAUGAUUUGCCAAAAGAGAUAGAGGAAUAUGUCCACCGUAUUGGGCGAACAGGAAGGAUUGGGAACAAGGGCAAAGCAACGUCAUUUUUCCAGUCAGAUAAAGAUGCAAACAUAGCUAGAUCUUUGGUGAAAGUUCUUGGUGAUGCCGAACAAGACGUUCCGGACUGGUUAGAAGAACAAGCUGAAAGUGCAAUUGGCACAAACUAUGGACCUGCUGGUGGUCGAUUUGGUGGAAGAGAUACCAGAAGGUUUGAUAAAGGUAACAGUGACGGUGGACAUAAUGAUGACUUCAACAUUAAUGGUGGUGAUGACGCUUGGGGUAUAAAUGACUCAAAAAAUACUGGAGAUGUGCCAUCCCCCUAUGCAGAAGACAACGUAUCCCAUCUUUAUUGUGGCUCCGGAAACUGCCAAAACUUACUUCAAGUUUAG
This is a messenger RNA of Xenia sp. Carnegie-2017, 3489 nucleotides long. RefSeq names its product probable ATP-dependent RNA helicase DDX4. Gene Ontology annotation, molecular function: RNA helicase activity; RNA binding; ATP binding. Gene Ontology annotation, biological process: cell differentiation; gamete generation. The record is from RefSeq and is a predicted model, not a curated record. Lineage: Eukaryota; Metazoa; Cnidaria; Anthozoa; Malacalcyonacea; Xeniidae. The transcript is spliced from 11 exons. Gene Ontology annotation, cellular component: P granule; nucleus. Bases 1420 to 3489 code for a protein of 689 amino acids.